AUGACUGCUGAACAUACCCUUGGCAAAUAUUUCACAUUGAAUGAUGGGAAUUCCAUUCCACUAGUAGGGCUUGGUACCUCCAGGGAAAUGGAAGACGUCGUUGAAAAAAGUUUAGCUAGGUCUAUUGGAGUCUCUAACUUUAAUCAACAACAAAUACAAAAUAUAAUACAGAAAUGUAAAAUACCCCCGGCUGUUCUACAGACAGAAUGUCAUGCAUAUCUACAAAUAAAAGGUCUUGUAAAAUUUUGUCAAGAUGAAGGAAUAUUUGUAAUAGCGUUUGCGCCAUUUGGAUCGCCAGGUCUCUCCAAGCACAAACCUUGGUACAAGGAAUGUGAUAUUCUCAAAGAUGAAGUAGUAUUAGAUCUUGCAAGAAAGUAUGGACGGACAUCUGCACAGAUUCUUUUACGGCAUCUCAUUCAGCGUGGUAUUGGAAUGAUUCCAAAGAGUUCCGAUGGUAUCAGAUUGAGAGAAAAUAUAAAUGUAAGAUGUUGUCAGAGGAAAAGAAAAUGA
Molecule: messenger RNA, 510 nt
Organism: Mytilus californianus (California mussel)
Lineage: Eukaryota; Metazoa; Mollusca; Bivalvia; Mytilida; Mytilidae
Product: aldo-keto reductase family 1 member B1-like
Exons: 5
Coding region: 1-510 (169 amino acids)
Molecular function (GO): oxidoreductase activity
Source: RefSeq, a predicted model, not a curated record